Molecule: messenger RNA, 1226 nt
Organism: Trifolium pratense (red clover)
Lineage: Eukaryota; Viridiplantae; Streptophyta; Magnoliopsida; Fabales; Fabaceae
Product: putative phosphatidylglycerol/phosphatidylinositol transfer protein DDB_G0282179
Exons: 4
Coding region: 249-1040 (263 amino acids)
Biological process (GO): intracellular sterol transport
Molecular function (GO): sterol binding
Source: RefSeq, a predicted model, not a curated record
AAUCUUAAAUACUUAUCAAGUCUUUUCUUGAUUCUUAAAUACUUAUAAAAUCUUUUCUUGAUUCAAACGCAACAAUUUCUUCAUCCCCAUCUCUAUCAUAUGAAUCACCAAUCACUAUUGAUGACUUUGUUUAAUAUGAUCUUCCAAUUCAACAACAAAAUUCAUCAUCAUCAACAACAUGGCUUAACAAAACAAAAUUUCCCCUUUCAUCUACCUAAACAACUAGCCCUUGUUUCAUCUUCAAGACGAUGAACGACGCAACCGAUUCAUCUGGAUUCUUUGGUUCACAUUACAUAAGUAUUGGAAUUUCAAUUGGGAUUCUUUUACUCAUCACAACAAUCACACUCACAUUCUACAUUUGCACAAGAUCAAUAAAUGAUUUGGGAUUAGAUGAAGAAACAAUUAUGAGCUAUUCAAGGAUGUUAUAUUCUGAAGUGAAGCUUAAGAAAAAUGAUUCAACAUCAACAUGUUGUUCUAUAUGUUUAGGUGAUUAUAAAGGAAGUGAUAUGCUUAAGGUUUUACCAGAUUGUGAACAUUUGUUUCAUCUUAAGUGUAUUGAAACUUGGUUAAGGAUGCAUCCUACUUGUCCUCUUUGUAGAACUUCUCUAAUUCCAACACCUUUGGCUGAAGUUGUUCCAUUAGCAACAAGAAGAGAUUCAUCAUAUAUAGAUAGGAAAGCUAACUAUGAUGUUGAGGUUAAAGGAGUUCAAAUAACUCCUGAUCCAAUUGCAAGAGGCCACCCUGCAACAUUCACCAUUUCUGCAACUACAAGUCAAGCCUUAUCAGAAGGGAAACUCUCGAUUGAUGUUUCGUAUUUUGGUUGGCAUGUAUAUAGUGAGACCCAUGACCUUUGUGGAGAAUCAUCUUGCCCUAUUUCGGUUGGUGAUUUUGUGAUUGCUCAUUCACAACUUUUACCUGGUUUCACCCCACCUGGUUCAUACUCUUUGAAGAUGAAGCUGUUUGAUGGAAACAAGAAUGAGUUGACUUGCAUUACAUUUGGUUUUGAUAUUGGGUUUGGUGACCCUGUGGCUGAUAGUUAAUUGCAAUUGCUCCUUCAUAUCUAUGUUUAGAUGCAUAUAAAUUAGUUUUAUAAACUUAAAAGUACCUUUAGAAUGUUGAGUUCCUUGUAUUAUAAUCCAGCAUGACCAAUAUGUGGAUUAAGAAUCAUAAAUAAUGUUAUGUACUUGCUGAGAUUACAAAAUACAAACUACAUGCUUCUUUGUUUA